AUGGAAUACUCGUGGCUGGACGCGCGUCUCAACCUGAGUCUCCUGGUGGACGGCCAGCGGACGGCGCCCCUGCCCGAAGGCCUGCCGGACCGCCUCUGGAGGCCCCGGCUCGCCUUCUCGCCAGUCACAACGCUUGAUCCGCUCGACUCGCAAGCCGAUCAGCACUUGAGGUUCCGCGUCGCACCUGACAACCGGAUCGUGGCCAGCCGGAGGAGCGAAGAGCGAGCACAAAUCUCGGACUUCCGCGAGGAGUUCAAGUUACCGCUUUUGACUGAUCGUUCUCGCACAGAUGGGAACUCACAUUCCAGGCGAAUUCGACAACGACAAAUACUUAUACUCUGCUUCCGAUUUUGUUUGCAUUUCAGACUGAACUUUGCUUUGUGCUGCAACAUUGACUUCAUCUAUUAUCCCUUCGACGUUCACGUCUGCGACAUGUCCAUCGUAAAUGUGGACAGCGAUGACCAUCAAUCGAUUCUGCGUUGGAUAGGAGACGAGCAGAGCCCAUUCCGCGUUUCCGAGAAGAGCAUCCACUUUGCGAGCGACUUCGGCGAGGGCACCUUCAAUUUUCUCGGCCUCCUGCCGUUAUUCGUGGUGGACGACUUGCCCGGAGGCCGCAGGCGCACGCGGCUCGUGUUGCGCGCCGCGUUCCGUCGCCAGCUCCUCGCGGUGCUGAUCGACCCGCUGGGGCCGAGCCUGUUUCCAGUGCUCCUGUCAUGGACUGGCUUCUGGCUCGACCCGAGGCGCCCCGUGCCUCGCGCGGCGCUCAUGGCGCUCUCGUUCGUGAUUCUCGAGCACCAGCAGGUGAGCCACUUUGCCAGCAGGGCGCAGGACCACCAGCUGCGCUCCAUCGACGUCUGGUACCUCAUCUGCCGUUGCUUCAUCAUCGCCGCGCUCCUCCAGUACGUCCUCAUACUGCACACGGUGAGAGCUGCAACUCCACACACUGACCUGUGGAAGUGCAAGAACGCCUGUACCGUUACUAGCUUCAACGGACGCCACGGAACAUAG
Molecule: messenger RNA, 1008 nt
Organism: Dermacentor silvarum
Lineage: Eukaryota; Metazoa; Arthropoda; Arachnida; Ixodida; Ixodidae
Product: gamma-aminobutyric acid receptor subunit rho-2-like
Exons: 5
Coding region: 1-1008 (335 amino acids)
Biological process (GO): chloride transmembrane transport; regulation of membrane potential; chemical synaptic transmission
Cellular component (GO): membrane; neuron projection; synapse
Molecular function (GO): extracellular ligand-gated monoatomic ion channel activity; chloride channel activity; neurotransmitter receptor activity
Source: RefSeq, a predicted model, not a curated record